Stylonychia lemnae is the source of this 1254-nucleotide messenger RNA. Lineage: Eukaryota; Ciliophora; Spirotrichea; Sporadotrichida; Oxytrichidae. The record is from the annotation of a GenBank genome assembly.
AUGAAAGUUAAAAAACCUCAUCUCGAUCACAGUCAAUUCUUAAGCAGUCCGCACAACAUGCUGAGCGAAGAGAGUCAGCAGAGACAAUCCCCUUUAAAUAGAUCGCUGUAAUAGGCCGCUAUGAGGUUUAACAAAUCAGGGUACCAGGCUGACAAGUUUCCACCUGCCCAUAGAAAGACUAAUUCCUUUGUUUCUUAGGAGAGCCAAUAAAACAAGACUCGCUACAUUGCUAAUCUUAACAAGCAUAUGCAGUAAUCUUUCGCAGUGAGAGAGAGCAGACAGAUCCCUUCCCCUCAGGAAUUCAGGAAUUCGUUUUCUGAAAGAGGCAGGUCGCUUCAUGAGAUAAGGCCUUCUCAUAAAGUUGUAAGAUCGAAGCAUUCGCUCGGAGUCUCUAUGAAUUAGUUUGAGGAGGUUCAAGAUUGGAUAAUCCCCAUGACCUAAAUUUUCAGAGCUAGUCUGAGACAGCAGGCAGAUACUCAGCUGAAAUUGCAAAAAGACUCUAACAAAAGUCACAAGCUAGACACUUAAACAGAUUAGAACGCCUAAUCUUAGAAUAAGCUGCUGACAACUAAGGAACUAGGAUUCGCAGUGCCUUCAUUUUUCCAAGAGGAUUAGGAGAAGUUUUUUGUGCGGAGAUAGAUCAACAAGCAAAAGGAUAAGAUGAUGAAGAUGAAUCUCAGCUAUGUAGGUGACAAGGUAGACUUUACAAAUAUUUCUGGAGUUAUGCAGCCACAUUUAAUGAGAAGGAAUUCUGGAAGUGGGAGUGUGGGCAGAUUUCCCAACUCUUCGCAGUUAAACUUUGAGCUCAAUUUGAGAAUAAACGGCAGAGUAGACAAUGAGAGUGCAAACUAACAGCAAUAGGAUAUGAAUAAGACCAUAUCCUAGAAGAACGGAAGUGAGUCUGGCAAUGCCUUCAAGCGAAAGAAGUGGUUCUACCCGCCUUAAGUAAAGGAAUUCAAGAAAUUUGAUGAUGUGCUCUUCAGUCCGAGACUCUCUGAUCUGAACAACGAUUCUAGAUUUAGUGCUGAGUAAGUUGCCAAGAUUAGGAAGUACAAGGACAAAAUUGCUCAGAAAAAUCAGAAUGAGAUAAAAUACUUGUUUGGAUAAGGAUUCUGGAGAUCUAAUGCUGAGUGGAUUACCGGCCUUAGGGAUUCUAUUUAUUAAAAGAAUGUAUCUCCUAAGAAAAAUGAGAAAUCUAAUUAAAACACACCGAGGGGAUAAAUUAGUUCAAAGAAUAAAAAUAAAGACGUCUGA